This is a messenger RNA of Fusarium sp. VM40, 2328 nucleotides long. NCBI's taxonomy places the organism in Eukaryota, Fungi, Ascomycota, Sordariomycetes, Hypocreales, Nectriaceae. The record is from the annotation of a GenBank genome assembly.
AUGGUCGCAAACAAUAGUGGACGUGAAGUUAGCGCUGUAAAGUCGCGUAAGCGCGCUGCUGACUCUGACUCCGAAUCAGAACCGCUGCUAAAGCAGGGUCAACCAUUCCCCAAGCAGCCGCGUAUCGAUUCACAGUUGGACCAGACAAGAUGGAGGCUCAAGGACGACGACAGCCGCCACACGUGGCACUACCUCGAGGAUGACGAUGCUGCAAGGGAAUGGCCGCAGAGCUAUGCUGAGAAAUGGUACUUGAACUUGCCUACGGAUCUCCCCGACCUUCCCAAGCCUGAUAACCCACUGGCGGCUGCCGCGAAUGGCCUCGAAUUCUUCGAAAAGCUUCAACUUCCCAGUGGCCAUUGGGGUUGCGAAUAUGGAGGCCCAAUGUUCCUCCUCCCCAGUCUCGUUAUCACCUGGUACGUCACCAGAACACCGAUAUCUUCAGCGAAAGCGACUGCGAUCUACAACUACCUCUCUGCACGAGCCCAUCCUGAGGAUGGCGGCUGGGGCCUGCAUAUUGAAGGAGAGAGCAGCGUCUUUGGUACUCUCAUGAACUAUGUGGCCCUUCGACUUGUUGGCGUGGACCCCGAGGACCCUGUGUUGGUCAGGGCUCGAGGAACCCUUCACAAGAUGGGAGGGGCAUUAUAUGCCCCUCAUUGGGCUAAAUUCUGGAUGGCUGUUCUCGGUGUCAUGAGCUGGGAUGUAGUCAAUCCUGUACCACCUGAGAUUUGGCUUCUCCCUGAUUGGGUAGCCUUUGCGCCCUGGCGAUGGUGGAUUCACAUCCGAAUGGUGUUCCUCCCAAUGGGCUGGCUAUAUUCGAAGCGAUGGAGUUGCCCAGAGACGGACGUUACUCGAUCAUUGAAGAAGGAAGUGUUCAUUGAAGACUACGCCAAGAUCAAUUGGACGAGCCACCGCAACAGUAUCGGCGUCGUCGAUAACUACCAUCCCAAGUCAUGGCUGCUUAACGUGGCAAAUUGGUUAAUUGUCAACAUCUGGAACCCUUAUCUACGACCUAAUGUCCUGAAAGAGAAGGCCGAGGCUUGGUCCAGUAAGCAAGUCGAUAUGGAGGAUGCUAACACAGACUAUGCUUGCUUAGCACCUGUCAAUGCUACCAUGAAUACAGUCUUGUGCUAUGCUCGUGACGGACCUGACAACUAUGGCGUCAAGAGACACAUUGAGAGGCUUGAGGAGUACAUAUGGGUCAAGGACGAGGGUAUGCUUGUGAACGGUACCAAUGGUGUUCAAUGCUGGGAUACAGCAUUCUUAAUCCAAGCAGUCUUCGAGGCUGGUCUCCACAACGACGAAAAGUAUAAGCCGAUGUUGAUGAAGUCCCUCCAUUACCUGGAGCGACAGCAAAUCAGGGAAGACUGUGUCGACCAAGAAGUAUGCUACCGUCAACCUCGGAAAGGUGGUUGGCCAUUCAGCAACAGGGAUCAAGGAUACGGUGUCAGCGAUUGUAUCUCAGAGGCAUUGAAAGCCAUUAUUCUUCUACAGAAGGUUGGAGGUCUUCCUGAGGUUCUCGAAGAUCGGAGAAUAUUCGACGCCGUCGAUACCCUCCUUUUGUAUCAGAAUGAGAAUGGCGGUAUGUCAUCGUACGAGAAGCGACGUGGAGGCGAGUGGCUUGAGAUGCUCAAUGCUGCUGAGGUGUUCGGUCGCAUCAUGAUCGAGUAUGACUACCCCGAAUGCACAACAGCUUGCGUCACCGCUCUAUCCUUGUUCAACGAGCACUGGCCAGAUUACCGCAGCAAAGAAGUCAAAACUGUCAUUCGUACAGCCGCCGAAUGGAUUAAAUCUGACCAACGGCCCGAUGGUAGCUGGUAUGGUAGUUGGGGUAUCUGCUUUACGUAUGCGGGCAUGUUCGCUCUCGAGAGCAUGAAGCAUAUUGGUCAGACAUACUCGACAGGCGAGAACUCAAGACGUGGCUGUGAUUUCUUCAUUUCUAAGCAAAGAGCUGAUGGUGGUUGGUCGGAAAGCUACAAGGCCUGCGAAACUAUGACAUAUGUCGAGCACCCUUCAGGAUCCCUUGUUGUCCAGACAGCGUGGGCCCUUAUCGGGUUGAUGGAAGCAGAAUACCCUCACGUGGAACCCCUGAGGAGGGGUAUUCAGUUUAUCAUGGACCGUCAACAGGCCAACGGAGAGUGGCUUCAGGAGGCGAUCGAAGGCGUCUUCAACAAAUCGUGCAUGAUAUCAUACCCCAACUACAAGUUUACUUUUACGAUCAAAGCCCUAGGAAUGUUUGCAAAGAGAUUCCCCGAGGAAAAGCUUGUGCCCAGCUGGGCUGUGGGAGCAAAUGGAUCCGCAGCUAAUACUGUCAAGGCGAGUGGUGCUUGA